Sclerotinia borealis F-4128 is the source of this 1593-nucleotide messenger RNA. Lineage: Eukaryota; Fungi; Ascomycota; Leotiomycetes; Helotiales; Sclerotiniaceae. The record is from the annotation of a GenBank genome assembly.
AUGGCUUCAAAGAAAUCAAAGGCUGCUCCAACGGAUGAUGAAUUGAAUGAACUUUUGGAAGGUAUUAAUGAUGUUAAAGUUAAAGUACCUUCUUCCAAGGGAGUUUCAAAAUCACAUAAAACGAAACAACCAUCUCAAUCAGAACAGGAUUUACUUGCGGAACUCGAAAACCUUGGAGCGCAACAACCAAGUAGACCACAUACACCUCGAAUUCAACAAGUAAAGCGUUCAAAUACAGCAACCCCUCCCCCAGCUUCUCGCAGAAGUGAGGAGAGAUCAAGCGAGGAGAAACCUGCUUUACCACGAAAGUCUGUUGACAGUACUCGAUCAUUCCAUACUAGUUUUACCCCUUCAGCAACUAGUAGCGAUCUUCAGGAAGUGGAAAAGAAAGCACCGAUUGCUCAACCUGCUACUGAAACCCCAUCGGCGGGUGGGGGAUGGUCAUGGGGAAGCGUCUUCGCAACAGCAACAGCGACCGCCAGUGCAGCAGUCAACCAAGCUCAAGCUGCAGUCAAGGAAAUUCAACAAAAUGAAGAAGCUAAACGAUGGGCGGAACAGGUAAAAGGAAAUGUUGGAGUUCUUAGAGGUUUUGGGGGUGAGUUGAGGUCAAGAGCUCUUCCAACCUUUACAAAUAUUCUUCACACUCUCGCACCACCUAUUUCAUCCCACGAGCGACUCCAAAUCCACAUCACCCAUGAUUUCAUCGGAUAUCCUUCUCUCGACCCUCUCAUCUAUUCAACAUUUUCCCGUGUGAUGGCUCAAGUUGAGGGAGGAGAUUUACUUGUCAUCCAACGUGGUCACGAAUCAACAGCACGUCGCGCAUCCGAAGCUGGCUAUACAGGGGGCACUGCGGGAUGGAGCGAUGGACCAUGGUGGCGCGUAGGAAACGACAAUCGCGAUAUUGGCUCCGUGAAAGGACUCAUCGAAGGAACGAAACUCGUUCGCGUAAGCGCAGAAGCUUAUUCAAAGGAAUAUUUCGACGCGCAUGGCGGACUAGAGCUUGCAGCUCAAAGAGCUACCGAAGAUCUCAGCGAAUCAAAUCCAGUCCGCAGCAGCGAUAUCUUCAUGGCCGUUCAAGCAAUUACUCAUGAAGCCCCUGGGGAUUUGUUUCAAGGAGGUCCGGUAGCAGAGAAAGAAGGUGUUGUGGUUGAUGAUAAGCCGAAACCGGAUGAAUUAAUCUCCUUCGCUAUUUACCUCAAAGAUCCAGUCCACGCCAUCACGUUCUAUACACUCACCCAAGCCAUUCCCGCAAAAUGGAUUCAAUGGCUGGAUGCCCCCCCUCCCCUAACUCCCGUAUCUCCAUCAUCACCCUCGGAAGAAAAGAGCGGAUUCUUCGGUGCAGAGUCAGAAGAGGCGCACACAGGGUUACCGGAGGAAAUCAUGCAAAUUAUAGCAAGUGGUGGAGUCGAUCCGCGCGAAUGGGUUGCGGAAUGGGUGGAGGAGACGCUCAGUUUAGGGGUGGGUGUUGUGGCGCAGAGAUAUGUGGCAAGGAGGAUGGGAGUUGGUGAAGGGGGCAUUGGUAAGGGGAAGGCGAGGAUGGAGGAGGUGCUUGGUGACGGCGGCGGGGAGGCAGCGCGAGCCGGGUUGAUUUGA